Molecule: messenger RNA, 6449 nt
Organism: Physcomitrium patens
Lineage: Eukaryota; Viridiplantae; Streptophyta; Bryopsida; Funariales; Funariaceae
Source: RefSeq, a predicted model, not a curated record
CGAAUGCAGAGUUGCUCUCUCCCAUCACUUUUCAACAGAAACCAUUGACACCCUGCAUCUGGAUGGUACAAUUGUCAAUGGCAUGUGUCGAAGUUCAGCCUUCAGCUCUCACAUGCUGGAGCUCCUAUCGCAGUAAUCAGUCUUUCUCCAACUCACACCCACCCACUAACUCACCACUCUUGUCAACCGCAGAACGUCAAGCUUGGAAUAAGUUGGCAGUCUGCAGCGAGAUACUAUGGAACUAUCAAGGUGGACUAGGACGGCGUCCUGGUACUAGCUUAACAAGGCCACGGCUGCCACAGCAACGGUUCAAUGGAGAGCUAGAGGCGCUUCCACCGAGAGCUUCGGCGGACGUUCUAAAUGGCAUACUCAUAUGCUGGUGGGUGCAAGCGGAUAGUCCAGCCAGCCCUCUGAUCGUCUCCCACUAUCGCUAACCCACUGGCCGUCUAUAUCGAUGAUGUCAAAGGAAUUCUGUCCCCUGUGUAUGUAGGGUUGUGCGGGAAUUCAAUACUCGUGUGAUGCAAUUCUAGGUGUCGAUUAAUGGCUCGCUAGUGUUCAUUGUUCAGUGUUCUGAUAUCUGAAGGCUUGGUGUGAAGCAGCAGCACUAGACUAGAACCAUUCAGGGAAGUAGAGUCUGUGUUGCAUUCAGUCGGUGAUUUUUCAAAUUUUCCAGUUCGAGGCAAUUGCUUCUUCUAUAGCGAGUGAUGGAUUUGUGAGCGUGCACAAAAGUGAUGUUGAGUGUGUCGGUUACUUGUAAUAAUGUAUUGAUUCCAGUCUGUGCUUUGUGGCGAGGAACCUAUGCGUGCUCGAAACUGCGAGUUCCUGCGUGGACAUGUUCAGGAACCACAGCUAGCUUUUAGUGAUAACUUUACAAUACUGUAGAAAUGAGGAAGACUGGAAUCUACGAGGCUUGAAUUUUUCGCGAGUUAGGAGGUAGGACUAGGUGAUUCUCGAUCGUGAAAGUAUAAGGUCAUCGGUUUUAAACGUUGAAUGACAAGCCGUUAACGCGAUUGUGAUAACGGAGCAUAACUGUAGUGAGAUCAUUGAGCGAUCGUAUGGGACCACUGACCAGAGCUCGCAGAGUACUAUUGCUUCCCCUGUUCGGUGGAAUAUUGUACAGGCGCUUCGCGAAGAAUGAGCUUGAUCGUCCAUGUUUGGAUAGGCAAUGGAGGAGCAACGUCAUUAAAUGAAGUGAAAUCCUGCGUACGUUGAGUGAAAUCAAGCUUUGUCAACAGAAGACGAUGGAAUUCGAGAUUAGAAGCUUACAGUGGUGAUGAGAGCCACUUGCUGAUGCAAUUUUUGGAUUGACUUGCGUUCGCUCUCUCUCUCUCGUUGUCAUUUCCUCACCUGGUGCCUUCAGAUGCUUCUCUUUCUUACUUUUCAACAUUGCAAUAAAAAAUUGAGGAUAUCUCGCCGUCGCAGAGCAUGUCAAGAUUGCUGAAAGAUUACAGAUUCAAUGAGGCGCUGUUUCUGAUUUGAAAGGAAAGAUGGUUGGUAAAUUAUGAAACUGCAGGUGGGUUACCAUCCAUAAACCAAGAGCGCAAUACUGUCUCUCCCCCGGUGCCCUGGUUGCUAACUACAUAGAGAAGUUCAAGUUCAUUUCAAGUACACAGCAUCUACCCACCUACAGUUUCAGUCCGAAUGGACUCUGAACCUGCAGUUUCGUAGCCUUUACCUUCUCCGAACAUGAACUUGUAGCUCUUCCUGAAGGCGUAGCAUCAUGUCAUUAACGAUGCCCACCUUUUAGCGGCAAUAUUGAUUCGAGCACGCUGAUUGUAACGAUCAAGGCAGUGUUGCACUUUCCUGCUCAAGACCUUAGUUUAUCGAAACCUGUCCGAUCCUCAUUUCUGGUCUGCCAUUCCAGAUUUGGAUAUCAUGCUAACCUCUGCUGUGGCAACCUUGUCCUCUGGAGGUGUCCAUCUCGAGGGAAGUAAACGUUCUGAAUCAUUCGAAGGAGGCUGCAGAUGAUCCAUCGCAAUGUGAGCGUUGCACCCACGUCUCGGUACGAGACGUUACAUUCAAGAACGUUGGGCUCGAGUCCCGAAACCGAACCUUAUAAUGAUCCCCACUACAUGGUUUUCCGUGUGGUAUUUUUAUACUCUCUCGUUCAUCAGACUAUAUUUGGACUACGAACGGUCGAACCUUGAAACUACCAAGUCACAGUUGGAAGAGGUCGCCAGAUCGCAGGGCGCAAUUUCCGUCUGAAUAGCCCAUCCGACACUCAAAGCACUGUGAUCUGGAGUGACGAAACGCUGUGAUACGGAGGGAAUGUAAACGGCCUCAUAUCGUUCCUGGCUUAAAUUCAAGAGUCGAUCAUUCGAAGCUUUGUGACAUAAUUUGUUAUUAAUAGACAUGCCAAAGCCAAACGCGGCGAGCUACUAAUAAUCUCGCGAGAUUGGAUUCGAUGGCGAGCUUAUUUCAUGUGUUCGACUUCCGAGAGGCUCUCUUCCGGAGCAAUCAACCUCGGAGAUCUGUAGACGGAGGACGAUUGAGAUUCGAAGGCAAGAACCCCUCGGAGAGCUUCAUCGGUAGGCACUUAUUCUGUAUCUGUUGACGCUCAAUCAGGUUUGGAGGCGCCGAGGAACAGUUUGGACGUGCCAGGCGGAGCAGCCAAUGCAGAUAGGAGGACUCCUUCCAGGCCCGAGGACAUUCCUUUUGGCCACGAAUACCACAAUACAGCUCUUGCCUCGAGCAGCGGCCGAAGGAAGUGGGACGGCGCACCAUACACAGGAGGGCAUGAUAGAUCGGAGCAGUCGACGAUCGAGACUACGGGACGAGUCCCAAAUAUUGUAGCAAGGCUCAUGGGCUUGGACGCCUUGCCGGAUGAGCUUCCAACCGUCCGUCCACGAAAGUCGUUGCAAGAAAUGCCGACGUAUGGAUGCGCCAAGCAAGCCGAAGGAAGUCCAGUUUUGUUCCGCCAGCACUCGCAUGGUGCGAUACCGUUCUCGUGGAAGCGUCCUCCUCUUUCUCAGGAUGCGCAGCGAGAACAAACGAAUGAGGGUGUAGAAGAGAGCGAACUAGCCCCGGUGCUUCCCUUCCGAGAUCAUCCGCAAGAAGAACAGCUGCUGGAGUUUAAGAGAGAAUUCGAGACUAAGGAACGAGAGCGCGCCCGAAAUACCCAGCUGGAUGAUAUGAGUCGCCAACUAGAGGAGAAGAAGAACAAAGUUCGGGCCACUCUUGACAAAGCCAGGAUUGCAUUAUCGCAGGGGAUCAUAACUGAGCCGAAGCAUCAUCUCAAUGGCCAGGGAAAAUUCGAGGAAUCACAGGAGUUCUUGGACGCAAUGGAGUUUUUGCAGUGUAAUAAGGACUUCAUUUUUCAGUUUCUCCAGCAAAAACCUCACGUCAUGUUCAGCAACGAACCCCGGAAUACCAUACCACCGGUAAUUCGUCCGAAAACGCCGAAGAAGGGAAAACGCACCUCUGCAGCUACUCCCCGAGACUCCACUGAGAAGAAGCGAGACGGGUUCAGCCCCCGCGCAAUCGCUCGUCUCUUCAUGCCAUCGGAUUCUCGGAAACGUAAUGAAAGGGAGGAACAGCUGGCGACUCCCCCGUCUGGCACCGGAUCCCUACCCGCGAUUGUGAGGUGUAACAGCUCCAGAAUGGCGAACACAGGAUCUAGAGAACUUUCGGGUGGUGCGAAGCUGAAGACUUCGAGCUCCACAAACUCAAGAAAUGCGUCACCGACUGUAACUCCGAAGGUGCACAGAGAUGACAUCAGAAGCUGCAGCAAGAAUGGAGCUCAAGAUGUCAUCGGGGAAAUAAAAGAGAGGCUGCGACAAAGAGACGCUGACAAGGGUGCAGCUGGGGAGGAGGUUAGAUUUACCAAGGACUUCAGCAAAGAGCAUUUGCGAGGUUCUGUGCGAGACUCUAAAGGCAUUGCACCAGAUAUUGUCAAAAAUGCGCGUGAAGGGUUGAAUUUCCAGAAGUUGGCCAAAGAUUCCACCCAGACGAGGAUUGUCUCCACGGGCAAACGUAUUUCUAUGCAGAAACCGGACACGAUGGACAUGGCCUGCAUGAGCGAUGGCGAGGACAUCCCAACGCCGUUGCAGAAGGUUUUUCGAGGGAAUGUGGGUAGGUCAUGUGUCAGUCUGCCGAGCCCGCCUCACCUUUUGGCUCCUCUCGCAAAAGAAGCCGCAGCGGGUACAAGAGUGACCCGAAAUCGUGCACUUAAGAAAACCCUAAAUCCCAAAUCUGGCGAUUCAAUUGACACUCCAGCCACACCCAGGGCAGCGGACAGGACCAUAGCAAAGAAGACCCUACUGGCAUUAAAAUCCCCCCGACGGAGCUCUCCACGCUCCAGUACUGAAGUGGAGAAGAAUCCCAUGCGGAGGUCGGCUUCUGUGAAUGAAAACUGUGUCCAGGGCAAUGCCUUCAAGCCCAAAGGCGACAGCCUCGUGGUCAUUGCCAGAAAGAAUCAUCUCCAUGGCGCCAAUGAGCCUUCAACGAACCUCACUCGCUGUCGAUCGUUGCCAAACUCGGCCAUAUUGCGAGAGAAAGGGCAACAUGCCAAAGAAACAGCUUGUAAGCCCACAAAGACCACGGCGGAGGUGGUGUCCACUCCUGCAAAGCAUCAUCAAAGUGGUGAAAAGAAGAAAGGCCUUUUGAUUCCUGGCAGGAAGAAGUGGCGGGAUAGCUCAGAGGUCAUGCCCUUAACCCCAGACCCAGUGUUGGCGCGUGUUGUUUCUCUAGCGGAAUCCUGCGUCUCGCGAAGUAACACGCUAAGCGAUGCAGACAGUGCCGCAGAUGCCUUGUUUCAUGUCCGAUCGAGCAGAAACAGUUUGAAGAAGUCCAAGGAAAAGCCUAGGGAGAUUAUGCUACCUCCCAAACCAGUGACAUACGCUGAGUUUCUCCAACAUUUCCGUGCAUCCCCGCCUACAGAUGAGAGUGUCAUCUCUGAAAGUAGUGCUGAUUCUGAUCUCGGUCCCUACGAACACGAGUUCUUAGAAGUGCUCACUCUGAUGAAUCCACUUGCCAAGCGCAAGUCCACAGCCGCGACCCAAACUGCACCGAUGCAAAGGGUUCAAAGCCCUGCCUGUCCACCCUCUCCGCAGUCACGAAAGGUCCAGAAUGCAAAGAACAGUCCACAGCCUCUCCGAACUCGAGCGACAGCGAGGAAAACCCUUCACCACCACAUAGAGGAAUCCUCCCAAGAUUCAAGCAGCGAUAAGAAUGGACAGCCAAGUCCUGUAUCUGUUUUGGAUUUGCCUUUCGAAUCCGAGGAGUCUCUGAGUCCGCUCGAGUUCAAAGAGAUCACGAAUGAUCUUAGAGAACUGCAAAAUCGAUUACGGCUUUUGAAAGCCGAUGGUAGCGAUCCAAGAAUGAGAGACAGCAUGGAAAAUGUCGUAGAGAUGGCCGUGGCGCGCGUUCCUGGUGACAAACAGAGAGGAGCCUUACGAGACUUGGCCUGCAAAUCAAGACAGGAGAGGAAUGGUCGACUCAAGUCGUAUCCACAUCCUGUGGAUCCUGAAGCAGAUUUCGCGUUUGUGAGGGACAUUCUUGUGACCUCAGGAUUCCAUACCUGCGGCGGGCGCAACAUCAGUCGGUGGCAUUCCUCUACGCAACCGAUCAGUCCUCGCCUCUGCGAGCGCAUCGAAGCCAACUACUCGGACACUAAGCAGGGACGUUCGAUGCUUCGUAUCCUAUUCCACGCAAUCAAUGAGAUACUCGUCGCGAGACUAGAGUCCCAGAGCCACCAUCAUCUGCGGUUGCAAGCGACUGGAUCUCUCCACGUCGAGAUUCCACCGAGGACGAUGACUACAGGAAGGAGAUUCGUGGAAGACAUCUGGAAUGAUAUUCGCUUGCGACAGUUUCCUGCGCUCUGCCCCGACCCCCACCACGACUACCUCGAAAGCCUUGUAGUACAGGACCUGAAAUUCUCGAGCUCCUGGCUGUCGCUCCACGACGACGUUGAUCGCAUCUGCCUCAAACUAGAGAGGGCCAUCUUCGAUGACUUGAUGCAGGAGCUGUGCGUAGCAAUGCUGGUGUAACUUAGAAAACAUAGACACACAGAAUUGAUGACAGCAUUGGGAUUUGGAACCUGGUCGAUUUGGUUGCGAGCUCGCUGGAUCGUCAAUUCGUACGCAGCAAGCACAGCCGCAGAGAGUCCCCCCCCCCUCUCAUUCGUGCAUCGCAGUCCCCAUGUACAGAUUCGUAGAAUCCCCUUCCUUCCCACCGAAACUCGCAUCGCUGAAGGGGAAGGUGUCGGUGCUCGAAGCUCGCGAGCACUUGCCACGUCGGAUUCCCAGCUGGCAAAACUCAUUCCCAUCCGGAAGUUCCGUUUUUUAAAUACCAUGUGCCACGUAGGCUGGGCUUGCCUGCGUGUCGCGAUGCGCAUUUCUUGAAAUAGAUGGAAAUUGAAUGUUCGACGUUGAAGGACAAAUCUGAAUAACCAUGCAAAGCUUUUGUAAAGAUGGAAUUGAUUCAUAGAAUUUGUUUAAUUUUGUUUUGAA